Mastomys coucha (southern multimammate mouse) is the source of this 10184-nucleotide messenger RNA. RefSeq names its product ninein (gene Nin). The transcript is spliced from 30 exons. Bases 357 to 6728 code for a protein of 2123 amino acids. Gene Ontology annotation, cellular component: mitotic spindle pole; ciliary transition fiber; centrosome. Lineage: Eukaryota; Metazoa; Chordata; Mammalia; Rodentia; Muridae. Gene Ontology annotation, molecular function: calcium ion binding. Gene Ontology annotation, biological process: centrosome-templated microtubule nucleation; microtubule anchoring at centrosome; centrosome localization. The record is from RefSeq and is a predicted model, not a curated record.
CGUGUGAGCUCUACGACCCGCGAGGGGACAGGUGGAGUGGGGACGCCGCUCGGGUUGCUAGGAACCUGGGCUGGCCCGCCCUCCCCGCCACACCUCCGCCUUCCAGACCUGCGGCGCCCGAAGCUGAAAGCUGCUACUGUGUCUCGCUCCUGCAGCGGGCAGGAGCCGGGAGGAGUGAGCAGAAAGGGUUCUUGUUCUGUGGGUCGAGGCCACCCAGGCAGCCCCGAGAUCCAGAAGCUGAAGGGGAAGCGUGCGUGGGGGAGCCCCUGGGUGUCGAUCUGAACCUCUUGCGAGCGCAGAGCUGCUUGGAGUCCCGAAAGUGGAGAUUUUAGAAGGUGAGCGCUGUGGGCUAUGGGAUGGAUGAGGUGGAGGAAGACCAGCAUGAGGCCCGACUCAAGGAGCUGUUUGACAGUUUUGACACCCUGGGAACUGGGUCUCUGGGUCAAGAGGAGCUCACUGACCUCUGCCACGUGCUGUGCUUGGAGGACGUGGGCCCGGUGCUGCAACAGACGCUACUCCAGGACAACCUCUUGGGCAGGGUACAUUUUGACCAAUUUAAAGAAGCAUUAAUACUUAUCUUGUCUAGAACUCUCUCCAGUGAGGAGCACUUUGAGGAGUCAGACUGCUCGACAGAAGCCCAGCCCAAAUAUGUUAGAGGCGGGAAGCGUUAUGGACGAAGAUCACUGCCUGAGUUUCAAGAGUCUGGGGAGGAGUUCGCAGAGGUGACAGUGCUUGAGCCACUAGAGGAAGAAUCGAGGCCAUCACAUAUCCCAGCUGGUGACUGUGAUGAGCACUGGGAGACGCAACGCAGUGAGGAGUAUGAAGCGGAAGGCCAGCUAAGGUUUUGGAACCCAGAUGACCUGAAUGCUACACAUGGUGGGUCUUGCCCUCCUGCAGACUGGAUAGAAGAGAAACUGCAAGAGGUUUGUGAGGAUCUGGGGAUCACUCGAGAUGGUCACCUGAACCGGAAGAAGCUGGUUUCCAUCUGCGAACAGUAUGGAUUACAGAAUGUGGAUGGAGCGAUGCUGGAAGAGGUGUUUCUCAGCCUUGAUCCCGAUGGUACAAUGAGUGUCGAAGACUUUUUCUAUGGUCUGUUUAAGACUGGAAAAUCCCUUACACCAUCAGCAUCUACUCCCUAUAGACAACUAAAACGACAUCUGUCUAUGCAGUCCUUCGACGAGAGUGGACGGCGGACCACAACCUCGUCAGCAAUGACAAGUUCCAUUGGCUUCCGCGUCUUCUCCUGCUUGGAUGAUGGGAUGGGCCAGGCAUCUGUGGAGAAGAUACUGGACACCUGGCAGGAAGAAGGCAUUGAGAACAGUCAGGAAAUCCUGAAGGCCUUGGAUUUCAGCCUGGAUGGAAACAUCAACCUGACAGAGCUGACGCUGGCUCUUGAGAACGAACUUUUGGUUACCAAGAAUGGCAUUCACCAGGCAGCACUAGCCAGCUUCAAGGCUGAAAUCCGGCAUUUGUUAGAACGAGUUGACCAAGUAGUCAGAGAAAAGGAGAAGCUACGGUCGGACCUGGACAAAGCAGAAAAGCUGAAGUCUCUAAUGGCUUCCGAGGUGGACGAUCACCAUGCUGCCAUUGAGCGGAGGAAUGAAUACAACCUCAGGAAACUGGAUGAAGAAUACAAGGAGCGCAUAGCAGCCUUAAAGAGUGAACUCCGCCAAGAGAGGGAGCAGAUCCUGCAGCAAAUGGGCAAGCAGCGGGUAGAGCUGGAGCAGGAAAUUGAAAAGGCCAAAACGGAAGAGAAUUACAUCCGGGACCGCCUUGCCCUCUCUCUGAAGGAAAACAAUCGCCUAGAGAAUGAGCUUCUGGAAAACACAGAGAAGUUGGCAGAGUACGAGAGCCUGACAAACAAACUUCAGCGCAAUUUGGAAAAUGUGUUAGCAGAAAAGUUUGGUGACCUCGAUCCCAGCAGUGCUGAGUUCUUUCUUCAAGAGGAGAGGCUGGCGCAGAUGAGAAAUGAAUAUGAGCAACAGUGCAGGCUAUUACAAGACCAAGUGGACGAGCUGCAGUCGGAGCUAGAAGAAUAUCAGGCGCAGGGCAGAGUGCUCAGACUCCCCUUGAAGAACUCGCUGUCAGAAGAACUCGACGGUCAUGAGCCUGACCAAGGGCCUGGUUCUGAAGAAUGCAACCCACUGAAUAUGAGCAUUGAGGCGGAGCUGGUCAUCGAACAGAUGAAAGAGCAGCACCACCGGGACCUGUGUCACCUGAGGCUGGAGCUGGAAGACAAAGUACGCCACUACGAAAAGCAGCUGGAUGACACCAGGGUCGCCUGUGAAAAGGAGCAGGAGGCCAUGAGGCAAAAGUAUGAGCAAGGAAUGCUCACCUUGAAGAAGCAAAUCCGUGACCUUCAGAGUGAGAUUGCAGACCUUCAGGGACAGGCAGCCGUGCUGAGGGAGGCCCACCACAAGGCCAGCUGCAGGCACGAGGACGAAAAGAAGCAACUGCAAAUGGUGUUUGAUGAGGAAAAGGCUCAGCUUCAGGAGGAGCUGCAGCUGGAGCAUGAGAGGGAGCUCGAGGCCAGGUUGCACCAGGCAGAGGAAAGCUUUCGCAGGGAGAAAGAGGGACUCGCUCAGGCUGCUGCCUGGACUGAAGACCAGGCAAGAGGCUUGACUCGGGACCUGGAACAGUCUCACCAGGAGCAGCUGCUGAACCUGAUGGAGAAGCAUGCUCUUGAGAAGGAAGAGCUGAGGAAAGAGCUCUCGGAACAUCACCAAAGGGAACUCCAGGAGGGAAGGGAAGAAAUGGAAACAGAGUGUAAUAGAAGAGUCUCUCAGAUAGAAGCCCGGUUUCAGGCUGACUGUGAGAAAGUCACUGAGCACUGUGAACAGACGCUGCAAAGCCUUGAGGGUCGCUACCGCCAAGAGCUCAAGGACCUCUUGGAGCAGCACCUGGAGGAGAAAUCUCAGUGGGAGUUUGAGAAGGAUGAGCUCACUCAAGAGUGCACAGAAGCCCAGGAACAGCUGAAGGAGGUGCUCCAGAGGGAGAAGGCAACCGCCCUGGCCAGGAACCAGGAACAGGAGAUGCUGGAGAGGACAUACAGGGAGCGUUUGAAUAUCCUGAGCAUGGAAAGAGAGCAGCUGCUGCAAGACCUGAAAGAUCUACAGAAUGCAUCUGAGAGCCAGCACAGCCUCCUGUCUGACCAGCUACUUGAGCUAAAGAGAAGUCAGGAGAGAGAACUGAGGGAGCGAGAGCAGGUGCUCUGCCAGACAGGGGUCUCCGAGCAGCUGGCCAGCCAGCAGCUUGAAAGGCUCCAGGUAGAGCAUGAGCAAGAGAGGCGAGAAAUGACGAGCAAGCUUGCCGCCCUGGAGAGCGCCCACAGAGUGAGCUGUGAGAGAGCAGAUCAAGAGAAGGCAGAGAUGAGCGCAGAAAUCUGCAGGCUUCAGAAUACAGUCAAGGACAUGGAGCAGGCAGCAUCUCUCUUGAUGCUUCAGGGUAGCUGCCAGGCAACAGAAGGGGAGGAGGCGGAAGGAAAUGGAGCCAUGUCCCUGCUUCAGCAAGGAGAACAGCUGUUGGAAGAAAAUGGAGAUGUCCUCAUCAGCCUGCAGAGAGCUCACGAGCGUGCAGUGAAGGAAAAUGCAAAAAUGGCCACUGAAAUUUCUAGAUUGCAGCAGAGGCUGAAAAAGUUAGAGCCAGAGUCAGUGAUCUCAUCUUGUUUGGAGGAGCGAACGUCUGAGAUUUCUGGAGGUUCCGGGGAACAAGCAGAACCCGUAAUGAAACAAGGGAUAGCCACCAAGCACUUCCUGAGCGACCUAGGAGACCCGGAGGCCCAGGACCUGGAAAGUACUGGAACAAGCUCUGUUCAGAGGCAGGCGUGCAAAACUGAGGAGUCAGAAGCUUCCCUGGAGUGCUUUUCUGAGCUUGAGAACAGUGAAGACACCAGGACCGAAUCCUGGGACCUCAAGAGUCAGAUCACCCAGCUUCGGCAGCAACUAACAGUCUUGCGUGCAGACUGCGAUCGGGCCUCUGAGAGGAAACAGGACCUGCUUUUUGAUAUUUCUGUGCUGAAAAAGAAACUGAAGAUGCUGGAGAAACUCCCGGAGGCGUCUUCCAGGUAUAAGGUAUUAUACGAGGAUGCCGCUCGAGAAAACGCCUGCCUCCAGGAGGAGUUGAGACUCAUAGAGACGCGCUACGAGGAGUCGCUGGACAGCAACAAAGAGCUCGCCGCCCAAGUCUACAGGUUGCAAGAUGAGAUGAAGAAAAUGGAGGAGGUGACGGAGACAUUCCUCAGCCUGGAGAAGAGUUACGAUGAGGUCAAACUGGAAAAUGAGGAGCUCAGUGAUCUAGUGUUGAGACUUCAAGGGAAGAUGGAGAAGGUACUAGAAAGGGCCGCCCUGCAGGGUGACAGCUACUCCCUGUGGGAAGCCCCUUCAGAAAACCUGGAGGUCACUUCUGAUGAAAAGAUGCUUGAACUCGCUCAGACUCCAGAAGAGUGUACACCCCAGGUCAUGAGCACGCAUCACAUCUUAGAAGAGUGUAGACAAGAAACCCGGUGCUGUGAACAGGGAAACAUGCGGCUCCUAGCUAGAGUAAAAGCACAUGAAAUCGCCUGGUUUGGCAGAACAAUUCAGACACAUCCAGAAAAGCCUAGCGUGCAGAACCGAGUUAUCCUGGAGGAAAAUGCUGCUCUCCCAGGCCUUCCAGACACACAUCUUCAACAGGAGGCCACAAUCGCAGAGUUAGAGCUGGAGAAACAAAAGCUACAGGAGCUGACUAGAAAUUUGAGGGAGCGAGUCACUACAUUAGUUAAGCAAAAGGAUACACCUUCUCAAGGGGAGAGGGAGGAAGAGCUGAAGGCAAUGAUGCAGGACUUGCAGGUCACAUGCGCUGAGAUGCAGCGGAAGGUUGAGCUUCUGAGAUAUGAAUCUGAAAAGCUUCAAGAGGAAAAUUCUAUUUUGAGAAAUGAAAUCACUACUUUAAACGAAGAAGAUAGCAUCUCUAACCUGAAACUGGAGGAAUUAAAUGGAUCGCAGGAAGAAUUGUGGCAGAAAAUAGAAACCAUAGAACAGGAAAAAGCUUCAAUUCAGAAGAUGGUUGAAAAAUUAAAGAAACAGGUUUCAGAUUUAAAAAUCAAAAACCAACAGUUGGAUUCAGAAAAUAUAGAACUCAGCCAAAAGAACUCCCAAAACAAGAAAGAACUGAAAACCCUUAAUCAACGCCUGGCAGAAAUGCUAUGCCAGGAGGAGGAGCCAGGAACUUGCACCUCUGAGAAAUGGGAACAAGAAAAUGCAAGCCUCAAAGAAGAACUGGAUCACUACAAAGUGCAGACUUCCACUUUGGUGUCUUCUCUGGAGGCAGAACUUUCUGAAGUUAAACUGCAGACUCACAUUGUGGAGCAGGAAAACCUCCUUCUCAAAGAUGAACUGGAGAGACUGAAGCAACAGCACAGGUGUCCCGACCUCUCUGACUUCCAGCAAAAAAUGUCUAGCAUUCUAAGCUACAACGAAAAACUGCUGAAGGAAAAAGAAGUUCUGAGUGAAGAGUUAAAGAGCUGUGCAGAUAAGUUGGCAGAAUCAAGCCUCUUAGAGCACAGAAUUGCUACAAUGAAGCAGGAACAGGAGGCCUGGGAAGAGCAGAGCGAGAGCCUGAAGUCACAGCUGGCGGUAUCCCAGGAAAAGGUUCAGAAUUUAGAAGAUAUCCUGCAGAAGGUAAACCUUCAGAUGGCCCAGAUCAAAUCAGAUCUCCAAGUGACUCAACAGGAAAAAGAGGCUCUAAAGCAGGAAGUGAUGUCAUUACACAGACAGCUUCAGAGUGCCAUCAGCAAGGACUGGGUCUCAGAAGCAGCUCCCCAUCUCUCAGCGCUCCAGGGCCAACAGAAAAGGCUGUCCUGGGACAAACUGGACCAUCUGAUGAAUGAAGAACCACAGCUGCUUUGUCAGGAAAGCAAGAGACUCCAGACUGUGGUACAGAACACCCAAGCCGACCUCACACACUCCCGGGAGAAGGUCCGUCAACUGGAAUCCAACCUUCUUCCCACCAAACACCAAAACCAACUCAACCAAUCAUGUUCUGUGAAGUCCAUAGAACAAGAAAAAUUGACCUUAAAGAGAGAAUGUGAACAAUCUCAGAAGGAACGAUCUCCUACUAGCAGGAAGGUCAGUCAGAUAAGUUCCCUUGAGCGAGAAUUAGAAACAAUCCAUUUGGAAAACGAAGGUCUGAAGAAGAAACAGGUGAGACUGGACGAGAAGCUAAUGGAGAUGCAGCCCCUGAGGUCCACUGUGACGCGUAGCUCAUCCUCUCACUGGGAUCUGCAGUUGCUCCAGCAGCAAGCCUGUCCAAUGGUGCCCAGGGAGCAGUUUCUGCAGCUUCAGCAACAGCUGCUGCAGGCAGAGAAGAGAAGCCAGCACCUGCAGGAGGAGCUUGACAACAGGACCUCCGAAACCAACACACCACAGGGAAGCCAGGAACACCUUGUAAAUCUCAUGGAAGAACGAAUGAUAGAAGUUGAACAAAAACUAAAGCUGGUGAAAAGGCUUCUUCAAGAAAAAGUGAAUCAGCUCAAAGAACAACUCUGCAAGAAUACAAAAACAGAUGCCGUGGUAAAGGAUUUGUAUGUUGAAAAUGCCCAGUUGUUGAAAGCUCUGGAGAUGACUGAACAGCGACAGAAGACAGCAGAGAAGAAAAAUUUUCUCCUAGAGGAGAAGAUCGCCAGCCUUAGUACCAUCGUCAGGAACCUGGCACCAGCACCUCUGACUGCUAUGCCUCCUCUGAGGUCAUAGCCAGCCCAAAGGAUGCAUACCAAAGGAUGCACUUCUGAUUGUGCACUUUACUGACACCAUGGGAACAUGUUAAUAGGUUCUCCGAACCCUCUAACUAAAAAAACUUUCAAUGGCUUAAAAUCAAGCCUACCCAAAGUCUGCCAGCAAUGGAAUUGGAGGCUCCAAAUGGGUGCUUACUGGAAUUCCACAAAUCACUAUUUAAAUUUCACCAUUUAAAUUACUUCUAAGCACUGAACUUUUAAAGUAUGCUCUGGGUAGCUACCAAGAAUGAAAUUAACUUAAGAACCUUAAAAUCCUAGUUUUUAAUGUUUUUAAACUGCUAUUAUCUAUGUAUGCCAUCCAGGUUCCUUUUAAGUUUGAUGUCUAACCAGAGUGGUUAUUAUUAUAAUCUUUUUUUUUAAAACAUUUAAGUACUGAAAUGAUUCUGCUUGCAAUACUUUAGUCUCUGAAUUAAUCAGAUGACUGCACUUCUGUUCAGAGAAAGCUUGGCUAGCAGCUAGCCACCAAGUCAGAGAACUCCAAGUUCUGUAAACCUGCCAGUUCUUGCUACUCUUGCUGUAUAACAGAUUCAGAACUUACUCAGCUGCGCUCUUAACUACGGAUAAAGCUUUACUUUCUUUAAACGGCCCUUUCUCCUCUUCCUAAAGCUUGUGUUUGGGACUUUGUCUUCUAAAAAAUUGUUAAAACUGUACUCUUAACCUUACUGAACUAUAGGGAGACCACGGACAGACCAGCCACUUUGGAGUAAAAAGCCACUCUUGGAAGACGGUCACGUGGAGUAUGGUGGAUGUAGUUUCGUCUCUCCCAAGCCUUGGAGUCCAUGGACAUACCUUUGAGUUUGCAUCAAAAGCUCAGGGAACGAUUUUUAAACUGUCUUCCUGAACUACUUGCUGCCCAGCCUAAGAACUGUGUACUGAAAUCAUCCUAUCCACAAUACCUUAGUCUCUUUGAAUUAAUUGGCUGACUGCAGUUCUCUUCAGAGACAGCUUGGCCAGAGAUGUGUAAACCACACAACCUUUUUUGUCUUAUAUAUUAACAGCCAUAGACUUUUUACUUCUAUAUUUUAGUGCACUUAAUUAUCUGAAAAGGCCUUGACUGUAGAGUUAAAAACCUCUCCUACUUACAAAGAGUUUUUACUGUUUGCUUAAUACAGGUCAAGAUUCCAAGCUUCUGACCUUUCGAUACCUCACAUCUGAACUUAUAAACUUCAUACUGUGGAGAACAUGGGCAUGCUAUCAGGGGUAACGGAGAGAAAUUAGAGAGUUUCACUUUAUAAGAGGUACAAGAGAAAAGUAAACCAUUGUGUUUGGGAAAGGACACAAGACAAGUCAGAUAUAGGCUGAGAAGUCACACGAUGUGAGGAAAUCUUGAGCCAUUUCCACCAUGACUCUUUGGGAUUCUUUAGGGCCCAACUAUCCAGUCCCACCAGCGUAGAGAGAGUUCCCUCUACCAAGUGUGACAUGGCACACUAUCUGUGCUCCAGUAGCUCACACUGGAUUUGCACUACUAUGCCUAUCAGAAAGGUCUGACUUCCCACUGGGGAAAGAAUUAAUCCUUCCCUAUGAUCUUAUAUCUAAAUAUUAUUUUGACCUCUGGUAUUAUGUCUCCUCUAAAUCUUUCUACUCAGCUACUUGUAUUAGCUUUAGCAGAAAAUUGUGGAUAGGCCUAGGCUAAGGUCAGAGGUAAACUAAGUCUCUAUGAAGUACUCCUGUGAGAUGCUUCAGGUUCUAAAGGUUAAUGCCACUGGAACUGAACAGUAAGCACAUUUCUCCAACAGCUGGCCGGUAUGGGGCCAUGUUUGUUGUGCUUUUUAAUUUUAUUUUAUAUUAUGAAAAGUGUAGGUUAGUGUUUCUUAUAAAUUUGUAUUUAUAUGUACAUAAAGUGUUGUACAAUGACUGUAAAUAUGAUUUUUUUAAAGUUUUAGAGUUCAUUUAGAAUUAUUUCACCCAAAAUCAAAAUGCUACUUUAGUAAAAUGUUAAUUUCUUGCUUUAAAUCCACUUACUAAAUGGGGGGGGGAAUCAAUAUGAGAAAUGUCUAUACAUAUCUUAAACUUAUACACUCAUGCAGCAGUUUAUAUUUUAGAAACCUUUUAGCACUGGAGUUUAACUGCCCAUGUAGACUAUAGCUUAAAGCUUUAAAAGCAUCAACUGUAAAAUCCUAUAACUGUGUUGAUUUGACUCUCAGACCUUCUUUCCAGUGGUUCUCUCCAAAAUCGCAAGUUAUGUGUUUUACAGCCAUAGCUACUUUUCUUUUCUUUUUUUUUUUUUAAGCACUGGUUUUAGACUCUAAAACAUGGCUAGGAAGACCCCCAUUGCCUUGUUUGCUGUCUUGUAGUUUUUAAAGGCCUUACUCUGUUGUUUCCCCUAAGGGGAGAAAGGAUUUAUUUUAUCUAAAGGCCUUUACUCUUAAAGUAAGUUUGUGAGGGGAGAGAAGUCCAUGUGGUUUAGGAUGAAGCACAGUAUUUUCAUUUGUUUUUUGAAAACUCUAAUUCCAGCUAAGCCAUUUUAAAUGUGAACCCCUCCUUGAAAUUGCAAUGUGCUAUUUGUAUAUUUGACCAUCAGCAUGUUUUAUAUAAACAGAUCAUGAAAUCAUGAACUUUAAGAUAUAGGAAAACAUCUUAUAGGUCUAGUGUUUCAGUAAUAAAAUCAAUAUUCAGGGCAGGUAUUAUUUUGAGAAACUUUUUUUUUUAAAUGAAAUAACUAAGGCUUAACAUGUGGAAAGUAAAUUUGUGAUUUCCCCUUUCACUUUGCUGAGUAAAGAAAAAGAGAACAAUGCUGUUGUCAGCAUCUUUUAAGGGUAUUCUUCCCAGUCACUGAGGUCUGAGUACAGUGUUGAUCGGAUCCUGUUCUGAGUGGAUUGCCUGCAAUUGUAUAUAGCAUUCCAGUGAGUCAUUAAGCAAAGCCAAAAACCCAGGUCAAAGCCUAAGAACCAGAGCACUCACUGGAAAGUCAGUCAGUCAGUCAGGAGAUGGGAGCACUCACUGGAAAGUCAGUCAGUCAGGAGAUGGGAGCACUCACUGGAAAGUCAGUCAGUCAGUCAGGAGACCCUGGCUGCCUGCAUCUGAGCAUCUUAGCACUGGGAAGACUCAGUUUCAGGCAGCUGCACAAAUUAAGAACAAAUUAAAGUUGAGCUUUUUCAUUUUGUUUUUUGCUUUGUUUUGUUUGGGUGAUGCAAGGUAAGUUUAUUCUCAUUGUGAGAACAUUACCAUAAUGUGACUUAAAGGAAUAUUGGUUAAAAACAAAACAAACAAACAACAACAACAAAAAAAAACAAUUAAAAUCCCAAAGUAAACCAAGAUUGACUUGAGUUAAUCUAGAACCCACCCCAGAAUUAUUUUCUGCUCAAGAUUAAUGUGAAUAUGUUUAUAUUGGUUUUGUAAUUUCAUUUCAGUCAUUCUAUCCCAGAAAGAGUUUAAUGUGAGCUUAAAAUGUAAAUAAAUAUAAUUUUGCAAACAU